AAAAGAGUGAUGUUUAUAGCUUCGGAGUUGUCCUUGUAGAGCUACUAACAAGCAAAGUGGCACUUUCUUUUGCCAGGCCUGAGGCAGAGAGAAAUCUGGCGAGCUUCUUUGUUUGUUCAGUGGAAGAGGGUCGCUUGAAUCAAAUUCUUGAUGAAGACAUAGUCAAUGAGGGAAAUAUUGAGACACUUAAAGAAGUGGCUGAUCUUGCAAAUAGAUGUUUAAAGGUAAAAAGGGAGGAAAGGCCUACCAUGAAACACGUAGCCAUGGAACUGGAAGGGAUGAGGAUUAUGGCAAAGCAUCCAUGGGGAAAGGCCAAUUUCGGCCCAGAGGACACUGAAUACUUGCUUGGGUCAGCUUCAAUGGCUUCUGUUAGAGGUGACAAUUGUUCUAGUACCGGUACAACUACUGAUGCAACUACUGUGUACGACAGCAUGCGAAUCGAAAUCGAAAUGUUAAUGCGACACAAUGGGCGAUAG
Prunus avium (sweet cherry) is the source of this 476-nucleotide messenger RNA. The record is from RefSeq and is a predicted model, not a curated record. Lineage: Eukaryota; Viridiplantae; Streptophyta; Magnoliopsida; Rosales; Rosaceae.